AUGUUCGGUAAUCCAGUCCAAGCAGAUAACUGUGCCGAGUGGACUAGCUGGGGACCUUGUAUUUGGCUAAAAGGUUCUCCAAGAUGGAAUCGAUCCUACUUCGACCAGUUAUUACCUGGAAGAACCGGCUGUCGUCAACACGUCUUCUUCAAACUGCUCAAUGAGCGAUGGGGUGUGGUAAGUGUUUAUGACAUUUUUAAUAGAAUAUUGGUUGAGAAGAUGUUAACAAUCCUAUAAAAAACUUACAAUGAGGUUUUAAAAUUUUAGUCAAAAUUUUAGUUUCUUUUUUUUUAAUAUUAAAAUUACCUGAAAAGAAUAAAGAUAGUACUUUUAGGCAUUCAAAAACUUUUACAACUACCUACGUGAUGUUACAGUAAGCGAAAAUCAGUGCGGAGAAUGUUCUUACCAACAGAGUUGUGGGAGACAGUGUCAUAGGAAGUAAGCCAUCUAUAUUAUUAUCAUAAACUGUAAAGUAAGCGUUUCACCUGUGGCGAAUCAGCUAUCUAGGCCUAGCAACUUGUUAGCAUGAAGAAGGUUAGAGGAAUAGAAAAAGAAGCCAAUUAAAAUUUUUUUAAAAAUUUUUUAAAACUUUUUUUUGAACUUUAAUAGUGAGAUGAAGUUUAUAUUGUUUAAAAAAAAUAUUUUCAGAGGAAAUGUGAACUCGAUCAACCCCCUAUUCGUGGCCGAACGUCGUUGUGAAGGUGUCGAUCAGUCGAUGGCUUGUGAGUCGAAACAAGUCAAAGGAACAUGUAGGUUGUGGCCAAAUGAUGACAUACAAUUGCCGAAUGUCACUCAAUCAAUGCAUGAUAUUAUUCAUGGACUCGAGUUUUUGAGUUGUGUUCCAGAAAUUAGGUAAGAUAACUUUGAAACUAUUGAUUUUUCAGUUCUUAAAGUGUAAUUUUGAAUUUUUUAAAACUUACUUUAUUAUCUCGAGAGCUAGAGGUAAAAAAUAUAAAGAGGAGGGUUACUUUUUAAUUUUUGAAAUUUUGUAAAAUACGUUUUUUGUAAACAACGUGUAUAAAAAAUUACCGUAGUAAAUUGUACUGUUACAGUCAGAUAUUUUCAAAUAAUAAAUCUUUUGCAGAGGUUCAGAAUCAUUGUGCAGAUGCUGUUGCCACCCGUUCACACCAAACCCAAUCACAUUCAGAUGUGAAUUGAAACCUCAAUUUUUAGGGUAA
Messenger RNA from Bursaphelenchus okinawaensis, 1178 nucleotides. The record is from the annotation of a GenBank genome assembly. NCBI's taxonomy places the organism in Eukaryota, Metazoa, Nematoda, Chromadorea, Rhabditida, Aphelenchoididae.